GCGCUGAUGUCUGUUCCUCGAAUGUAUUUUAAAGAAGACGUAGUUCAGUCUACUUGGAGUUGUAAAUGGUGGACGGCCUGUCAUUGUCGUGUUAACAUCAGGUAAAAAUGUAUAAAGCAAGGACAGUAUUCAGCUCGUUGGCCCCUUUGGCACCACACAUGUGCAGGCCAGAAAGGUUUGCAUCAUGGUUGGUACGGAGCCACCCCCUGACUAGGACCACACAGGGGGUGGUUACUGAAUCAAUCAGAAAGUACAACAGCCGUGUAGCCACAGAACCUUUUCUCAAUGGCAAUUCCAGUUCUUACGUAGAAGAAAUGUAUAAUGCGUGGUUGCAAGACCCCCAUAGUGUACAUGUGUCUUGGGAUUCAUUUUUUCGUAGUAGUACUGCUGGAGCUCCACCAGGCCUUGCUUAUCAGGCUCCUCCAUCUCUUGCUCCAAGUCCUAACCAGAUACCAUUAGGAGCGCUGUUACCUCUUGGCGGUGGGUCUCAGUUGAGUCAAAUACCUGUUAAUGAGAAAAUAAUUGACGACCAUCUGGCUGUGCAAGCUAUUAUUCGUUCUUACCAGAUUCGUGGUCAUCAUAUUGCUAAAUUGGAUCCACUUGGCAUCAACAGCGCCGAUCUUGAUGAUAGACAUCCGCAAGAGUUGCUCUAUAAUCAUUAUUCAUUUGGAAACAGAGCACGUACUACUUACUCACAGGAACUACAAUACCGAGUAGCUGCACUAAUGAAAAAGGAGUCGGACAUGGAUCGUAUGUUCAAGUUGCCGUCCACCACUUUUAUUGGGGGUAAAGAAAAAUCAUUACCCCUUCGAGAAAUUUUGAGAAGAUUAGAAGCUGCUUAUUGUGGUCACAUUGGAAUAGAAUUUAUGUUCAUCAAUUCUUUGGAACAAUGCAACUGGAUUCGACAAAAAAUGGAGACCCCAGGAAUUAUGGAGAUGACGAACGACGAAAGAAGACUUAUCUUGGCUAGAUUAACUCGUGCUACUGGAUUUGAAGCAUUCCUUGCGCGUAAAUGGUCAUCCGAGAAAAGAUUUGGAUUAGAGGGAGCUGAAAUUUUGAUUCCUGCCAUGAAACAAGUAAUCGACAAAUCUACCGAACUAGGUGUUGAGUCUGUUGUAAUGGGUAUGCCUCAUCGUGGUCGGUUGAACGUACUUGCUAAUGUUUGUCGUAAACCUUUAAGUCAAAUAUUCACACAAUUUGCCGCUCUUGAAGCAGCUGAUGAUGGUUCUGGCGACGUUAAAUAUCAUUUAGGUACCUACAUUGAGCGGCUAAAUCGAGUAACAAAUAAGAAUAUUCGUUUAGCCGUUGUUGCAAAUCCAUCUCAUUUGGAAGCCGUUGAUCCAGUAGUACAAGGAAAAACUCGUGCGGAACAAUUUUAUCGUGGUGAUGGCGAAGGCAAGAAAGUCAUGUCUAUUCUUCUGCACGGUGAUGCUGCAUUUUGUGGACAAGGUAUUGUGUUUGAAACGAUGCACUUGUCAGACUUACCCGAUUAUACAACUCAUGGUACUAUCCACAUUGUGGUGAAUAAUCAAAUUGGAUUCACCACUGAUCCAAGACAUUCACGAUCGUCCCCGUACUGCACUGACGUUGCAAGAGUAGUGAACGCACCUAUUUUCCACGUUAAUUCUGAUGAUCCCGAGGCGGUGAUGCAUGUUUGCAAAGUUGCUGCUGAAUGGAGAGCAACCUUUCAUAAAGAUGUUGUCAUUGAUAUUGUGUCGUAUAGGCGAAAUGGUCACAAUGAAAUCGAUGAACCCAUGUUUACACAGCCUUUAAUGUAUCGUAAGAUCAGAAAUACUCCACCAGUUUUGGAUAAAUAUGCUAAAAGCCUUAUUGGUGAUGGUGUCGUUACUCCGGAAGAAGUUAAGGACGUCAAAGACAAAUACGAGAAAAUCUGCGAAGAAGCAUAUACUAAUGCUAGACAAGAAACGCAUAUUAAGUAUAAGGAUUGGUUAGAUUCUCCAUGGUCCGGUUUCUUUGAAGGAAAAGACCCAUUAAAAGUAUCUCCUACCGGUAUCAAGGAAGACACGCUUAUUCAUAUUGGAAAGAAAUUCUCCUCACCACCUCCUAAUGCGGCGGAAUUUGUCAUUCAUAAAGGUAUCGAACGUAUUUUGAAAUCUCGUAUGGAAAUGAUCGAAGCUCGAACAGUGGAUUGGGCCCUUGGAGAAGCUAUGGCUUUCGGUUCUCUGCUUAAAGAAGGCAUUCACGUUAGAUUGUCGGGUCAGGAUGUAGAGAGAGGAACUUUCUCACACAGACAUCAUGUACUUCAUCAUCAAACCGUAGACAAGGCUACAUACAGACCAUUGUGUUACCUUUAUCCAGAUCAAGCCCCGUACACAGUGUGCAACAGUUCUCUAUCUGAAUUUGGUGUUCUUGGAUUUGAAUUAGGUUACUCUAUGACAAAUCCAAACGCACUAGUAUGUUGGGAAGCACAGUUUGGUGAUUUUAACAAUACUGCACAAUGUAUAAUUGAUCAAUUCAUAAGCAGUGGACAAGCUAAAUGGGUGCGUCAAUCUGGUCUUGUUAUGCUGCAACCUCAUGGACUUGAAGGAAUGGGACCGGAACAUUCGAGUGCUCGUCUAGAGCGCUUCUUGCAAAUGUCUGCCGAUGAUCCAGAUUAUUUCCCUCCAGAAAGUGAAGAAUUCGCUGUACGUCAGUUGCAUGACAUCAAUUGGAUCGUGGCUAAUUGCAGUACACCUGCAAAUUAUUUCCAUAUCCUAAGGAGACAAAUCGCAUUACCAUUCAGAAAACCAUUGAUUUUGAUGACACCAAAAUCGUUGCUCCGUCAUCCAGAAGCAAAAUCCAGUUUCGACUUGAUGUUGGAGGAUACGGAGUUCCUUAGAGUGAUACCAGAAGAAGGUGUAGCUGCUCAAAAUCCUAAUAACGUUAAGAGAGUGAUUUUCUGUUCUGGCAAGGUUUACUAUGAUUUAAAGAAAGCACGCGCGGAGAAGCAAUUGGAUGAUAAAGUCGCUAUUGCGAGAGUUGAGCAGAUUUCACCUUUCCCGUAUGACAUAGUCAAGAAGGAAGCUGCUAAGUAUCAAAAUGCAGAACUAAUAUGGGCUCAAGAAGAACACAAAAAUCAGGGUGCGUGGACAUACGUACAACCCAGGUUCCAUACAGCCCUUAAUGGAACUCGUUGUAUAUCCGGCGGAAAUACGUCGUGCAAGGGUGAAAAUAGCGGAGGGUGGUUUAGUGGUUGGUUUUCAUCAACUAAACCAACAACAACAACCAAAUCCGAGUCGGAGUCAAUAGAAUCUGUUAAACCUAAACAGAGAACAGUGAGAUACGUUGGUCGCCCAACAGCAGCUUCACCUGCAACAGGUAGCAAGAUGCAGCACCUUAAAGAACUUAAACAAUUACUCGAUGAUUCUUUUAAUAUUUAAUUAUCCUUCGUAGCACUAUGUAGAACACACAUUUUAUUUAUUUUCUCACAUUAUAUUUGUUACAUAUCUUUUGUCCUGCUCUACAUGCAACUUUGCAGAGAUUAUCAGAACUUGGAAUAGUCUCUCCAUUACCGAUUCAUUUAUAGAAUUAUUAUACGCGCAAAUAUUUUCUUGAUCGAGCCUAUUUAAUGACUUUUUUAUUCUGUACUACACGAUGCCAUAUUAUUUUAUUCGAUUUUCGAAUGGUUUUUGUUUUUGAUAUUAAAACAGACGGAAAUAUUUCAUUUCAAUGCAAAUUUCGUUAAAAAUGUAUGAACGAAUAUAAAAUGAUUGUACACUAACGUUUAAUCUUUCUCCGCAACGCAUAUGCAUAUAUGCUGAAUGAGUAAUUUAUGUAAAUGUAUGCAUUUCAUUCUUAUUUAAUGUUUGAAUGCGAUUCUAUAUCUUUUUUUUUAAAUACGUGAUAUAUAAUUUAUGUUAGUACGUGAGUUGCGUGUUGAGGCCGGUGUAUGUUUGAGUUUACAAAAAUAUUUUAUCAUUGUAAAUAUGCAAAAACACGAAAAUUACAUUAAUAUAAUACUUCCUAACAUAUUUUACUCAUUACUCGGUUUGUAAAUUUCGCAGGAAUUACUUUUUACAUCGAAUGAAAAUAUUUGCGCGUAAAUAUUUGUACUUUAUUUUGUUAAUAUGUCGAUAAACUAAUUUUAUGGAUCGUAUAAGAUUAAAAAGAAAGUAUUAUUUUUAAUUUAUGCAACAUUUUACGCAGAGCGUAAAUAUGUCGAUAGUUAUACAAAUAGGAAUUCGAAUUAAAACCUUUUGAGGCUGGCGAAGAGGGACAUACGACAAUUUUUUUAUUCGUUUACUUAUGUCGUACAGAAAGACAUCCAAUCACUUUAAUUUUUUAUCGUUGCUCUAUAUUUUGUAAAAAAUUAAAUGAUUGGUAGGUUGGUAAGAUUAAACAAGAAAAUAUGUUGUAGCAUUAGGCUCGAUUGCGUAACGUGCAUAUGAAACUGUAGAUUUUCGUAAGUGUAAUAAGAAAGGAUGUUAACGAAAUCGAGUCGUAAUGUUACUCCUCGAAAGGUUUCUAAAAACUCACCCUUUUAAAAAGAGUGAUAAGAGUGAAAGAUAAAUUGCUAGUACUAGUGAAUGUCUAGAUCAGAAAAGAAAUAUUGUAAUAUUACUCUAUUUGAGUCAGCUGUGAGCGUUGGUUGCUGCAUAGUCUGCGAAGGCACAGUAUUUGUAUUCUUCUCUGUAUACAGUUCGUUUGAAAGAUGGAUUUUUGUGAAUGGAAUAUUUAUUGUACCGUGUCAUUGAUUGGAAAAUAUUAUAUCUAUUUUGAUUAGAUACAUUCGCAAUCGAUAAAUAUUUGAGUAACAGUGACAGUUUUGUCAAAUAAUUUUCAACUGGAACUGCAAUCUUCUCCUGUUCAAUGUAUGUACAAAACAAAAUAGUAUUAUGAUACUUUAAAACCUACCAGAAUAUUAUAGAUGCAAUGUGGUCCAAUGCAAACUGCGGUACUAUUAUUCCAACCUUGUUAUUAUAUGCAUAAUAACGAUGACACAUAUGUGUAUGCUUUAAUAAUAAAGAUUGAUAGAUUGGAA
Molecule: messenger RNA, 4981 nt
Organism: Megachile rotundata (alfalfa leafcutting bee)
Lineage: Eukaryota; Metazoa; Arthropoda; Insecta; Hymenoptera; Megachilidae
Gene: Nc73EF
Product: oxoglutarate dehydrogenase Nc73EF
Biological process (GO): tricarboxylic acid cycle
Cellular component (GO): mitochondrion; oxoglutarate dehydrogenase complex
Molecular function (GO): thiamine pyrophosphate binding; oxoglutarate dehydrogenase (succinyl-transferring) activity
Source: RefSeq, a predicted model, not a curated record